Molecule: messenger RNA, 2224 nt
Organism: Coregonus clupeaformis (lake whitefish)
Lineage: Eukaryota; Metazoa; Chordata; Actinopteri; Salmoniformes; Salmonidae
Product: forkhead box protein D2-like
Exons: 1
Coding region: 330-1292 (320 amino acids)
Biological process (GO): cell differentiation; regulation of transcription by RNA polymerase II; anatomical structure morphogenesis
Molecular function (GO): RNA polymerase II cis-regulatory region sequence-specific DNA binding; DNA-binding transcription factor activity, RNA polymerase II-specific
Source: RefSeq, a predicted model, not a curated record
ACCAACGAGAGAGGAUGCUGGACAUCUUGGAAGAGUCACGGUGCUUCAUACUUUUCUCAGCCUCCCCUUUCUCCGUUUAAGGCUAAAAAGUUGUUCAAUUUCGUGUUUGUUAGGAGAUAAAAAGGCUUUGGGUUUUUUUGAAGUUUUUUUUUUCUCUCUUGAAUGACUAUCGUUAGAGGACUAUCGUGAGAGGGGGCUAAACGCACACAUUUUAAGCUUGUUUUUUGUGAAUGGAGAGGGCAAAGCAUUGCGCGUGAGCAUCUAUCCCUUUCAAAGAACUGUCCCUUUCCCACCUGUUGGGACAGGUGAAUUGGCUCUGCCCGUGGACUAUGACAUUGGACUUGAAGCCCAUGGAAGAUUUUGUUAUUGACGUAGUAGGAGAAGGACUCAGGGAUAACGGAGAGGAGAAUCUCGUGUCCUUACCUUUGGAAGAGGCGAGAAGCGCAGAUUAUGAACCGGACACUUUUUUGUCUUCGAGCGGGCAGGACGAGGAUAGGGAGGAUUACUCACCCACGUCGAAUUGUCCUCCAGCAGUAAGUAAAAGCCCGGCGUCGGUAAAGCCUCCGUACUCCUACAUCGCUUUGAUAACAAUGGCCAUAUUACAAAGCCCCAAAAAGCGUCUUACCCUCAGCGAGAUAUGUGACUUUAUCAGCCACCGCUUCGUUUAUUAUCGUGAGAAGUUCCCUGCCUGGCAGAAUUCCAUCAGACACAACCUUUCGCUCAAUGACUGCUUUGUCAAAAUGCCCCGGGAGCCUGGUAAUCCAGGGAAGGGAAACUACUGGACGCUGGACCCCAAUUCUUCGGACAUGUUUGAGAAUGGGAGCUUUCUGCGUCGAAGGAAGAGGUUCAAACGCCAGCAUUUUCGUUUCGGGGUGCUGAAGGAGCAACCCCUAGAGCCCAGUGUCUUUCACAACUUUUAUGGUACUUAUGGACUUGGCACAGCGGGUCUUCAGCUACCCAGUUUGGAGAUAUAUCCGUUCGGCGUCCAUCACCAUGCAUACUCGUCAUGCGCGCCCACCAUCCCACCUGUUAGCAGCCUCCUACCGGCUUUGUCGAGCCUGUUUACCCGGAACUCUUUCGCUGCCAAGGCUUUUCUUCAAUCACAGCAGCCUGUCACUAUCGGGUCCUUCAAUCCGAGCCGCUGUGCCACCUUUUCUUCCGCUAUGACCCCCAGCGCUCCAUACGCGUCCCCUGCGCUGUUCCACUCCGCGGCGUCUCCACAUCUCGUCAGUUUACAUCAAGAAUAUCAGAAAUUACAGACUCAGCGCAGCACCUCUGACCUGGCUAAAUGAGCCGUGCUUGUGAAUAUUUGAGUUGUGUUUCAGACUUUAAAUUGUUGAUUUGUAUCUCAGGGGAUAGAGAUUUUUGAAGCUCUUGUGGAAACACAGGUAUUUUGCCAAUGGUAAUUGGAUGGACUUUCUUGUUGAUCUAGGCCUAUUUGAAAAGUUCUUAAGUAUGCUGUAGAUUUAUGCCUUGCAUUGAUUACAUUUUUCAUAGCAUCUUGCGUUUUUCUUUCUAAAGUAUGAAAUUACAUUUGUCCAUUGAAAUGCAAAUAUUUAACAGAAGAGUUUCCUUUUACAUUCGGAAAUAAAUAAAGUGAAUUAUUUAAAACAACAUAUUUAACUCAGUCAUAUUUCUUAUAGGCCUUUGUCUCACUGACCUGUCAAUGUUGCGCAAAUGAAGAUCUGUCAUUGAUGCCUUUAACAACUGAUGGAAAUAUAGCUGCACAUUUUUUUUACCUAUAGUAGGCCUAAAUGCGCAGUGAACUUGAUUGCAUCUUUCAACAAGAAAACCAUUCAAUUCAGAAUUUUGUUGAGUGUGUAGGUGAUGCAUGGGUUAAAUUAUGUUCAGAACUUUUUACAAAAUUAGGGUAAUUUUUGUUUGGCUGUUUAGCAUUUCUCUAAUAAUAAAAUAUUAUUUGAUUCGAUGAUAUGAUGUUUAGGCCUAUAUGUAAAAAAUUUAAGCCUAUAUUAAGUCAAAUAAAAUUAUUAAAAUAAUUGUCCAAUUUUGCCCGUAUAGCUUUAAAAUUGUCUGUCGAAACAGGGACUCGGGAUCAAGUGAUGUGCGGAAUCAAAUGAUAUAAAGAUCACAUGAACGAGAUGCAAUAUUGUGUUUACUCUAAUCUAGACUAAAUCAAAUAUCCUGGAAAAUAUGUUAGGCCUACAUGUUGAUGAUUUUCUGAUACUGCAAUUGAAACUUUUUUUAUUUGUCGUUUUUUUUAUGA